Agrilus planipennis (emerald ash borer) is the source of this 4203-nucleotide messenger RNA. RefSeq names its product disintegrin and metalloproteinase domain-containing protein 11 (gene mmd). Lineage: Eukaryota; Metazoa; Arthropoda; Insecta; Coleoptera; Buprestidae. Gene Ontology annotation, biological process: membrane protein ectodomain proteolysis. The coding region runs from base 1 to 3663 and encodes 1220 amino acids. The transcript is spliced from 20 exons. Gene Ontology annotation, molecular function: metalloendopeptidase activity. The record is from RefSeq and is a predicted model, not a curated record.
AUGGUGGAGAUCUGUAAAAACUGCUGGAUUUACGACGAGGACGAUCAUAAAGUACUAGACUCCGUAUAUUCGUCAAAACGAAGAACCGGAAAACAUUUUCAUCGCACUUCACUCUUAAUCAAAGCAUUCAACCAUAAGUUUAGACUGGAUUUGGAAUUAAACACGCAACUUUUGGCACCUAACAUCAUGCAGAAGCAUUUUUUAGCUAAUGGAGCAGAACAAGUUUCUAAGCAGGAAAUUGAACACUGUUACUAUCACGGUACGGUUCAGGACUAUCCUGGAGCAACAGCAGCUUUCCAAACUUGUAAUGGGGUGAGCGGAAUUAUUCACGUUGGGAAUGAAACAUUUGUCAUACACCCUUUCCAUGGAGGCGACCUUUCGCAGAAACAUCCACACCUGAUAUUCGAAGCUAGAACAAAUGUAAGCAAAGGAUGCGCCAAUUCAGGAAAUAUGGCAUGGAGGCUUAACGCGCAUGCAGGCUUUUUUCCAACUUCACUCUACGGAAGGUUCAAAAGAGAUGUCCGAGAAGCCACCAAAUACAUUGAAACUGCUCUUGUCAUUGACAAAGCUAUGUUUGAGAAGCGCAAUGGAAGCACCAGAACAGAAGUUGUGCAAGAUUCUAUCCAAGUCGCCAAUAUAGCCGAUCUUUAUUUUCGGACACUUAAUACGCGCGUGUCUGUUGUUUACAUUGAAACGUGGCAAGGUGGUAAUCAGAUCCAAAUCGAUCGGACUCAAGACAUUAGUCGUGCUUUAUCGAACUUUAACGAUUACACCUCGCGAAAGUUGUUUAAAGUAGACAAAGACACAACUCAGUUAUUGACGGGGGAAGCAUUUCUGGGUGGCGAGGCGGGAAUGGCUGUUCCGGGAACAGUAUGUACUGCUAAAAGUGUUGGAAUUAGUGUAGAUAUUAACACGUAUGAGCCUCAUCUUUUGGCGGGCACUAUGGCUCACAUGAUUGGUCAUAAUAUCGGAAUGGGACAUGAUGAUGGAAGGGAAGAAUGCUACUGUAGGGACUGGCAUGGAUGCAUUAUGGCUCAGGCUAUCGUUGGCUUGGAUAAUGUGCAACCAUACAAGUUCUCAGAGUGCAGUAGAUCGGAUUAUAUCGACAGAUUGCGUACAGGAAAUGGAAUUUGCUUGUUAAAUAAGCCAAAUGAGUUGGAGGUGCGACGGACGUGCGGCAAUCGUAUGGUAGAAGAAGGAGAGGAAUGUGACUGUGGAACAAUAGACGAGUGUCCUACUGUUGAUCCCUGUUGCGAUCCUAUCACCUGCAAAUUAACCACGGAAGCAGAAUGCGCUUCCGGACCGUGCUGUGAUACAUGUAAGCUGAAAGAGAGGGGUGUUUUGUGUAGGGAUGCAAAAACCGAAUGUGAUCUACCGGAACAUUGCACUGGAGAAUCAGGGGAUUGUCCAAUAGAUGUACAUAAGAAAAACGGAAAUCCGUGCGGGGACAAUACAGGGUUUUGCUUUAAUGGCGUCUGUCCAACAUUGGCGAUCCAAUGUGAACAAAUUUGGGGCUAUAGUUCCGAAGCUUCCGAUUUACAUUGUUUCCGAGAAUUCAACACGAAAGGGGCAGCAGACGGGCAUUGUGGUAAAAGUGCAAACGGAAAUUUUAUUAGAUGUUCUCCCGAGAACGUGUUAUGUGGGUCACUACAGUGUCAAAACGGAAACAGGCAUCCUAUCAUCAAGGAACUCAAGCAAACGUAUUUUCAAACGGUAGCUACGUAUAAAGGAAAGGAAUUCGAAUGCAAAACAAUCAGCGGAAUCGUAAAAGAAAGUGACCUUCCUCCAUUUGGUUUAGUACGGGACGGGACGCCGUGUGGUGAAAACCUUAUUUGCCUUAAUCAAACUUGCUCCAGCAUCUUUCCACAUCUCGAUCAAAAUAAGUGCCCUAGUAAUCAUAAAAAUUUAGAGUGUUCAGGACAUGGGCAUUGCACCAACAUGAACAAGUGCUACUGUGAAGAUGGAUGGAGUGGACCUGAUUGUUCUAUUCAGGUAGAAGUAGAUAUGAUGGAACAUCAACAUACAACGCCUCAUCCAGACCGACCAAAACCGAUAGGAAAUUUGGCGGAUAUAAUGAAAAAGAAGGAGACACCCUACGAGGAUUAUCACGGGUCGAACACGAUAUUUCUCGUGGGUACUCUCAUGUCGGUGGUGGGGGGCGUAUUCAUAGUGUUCACUUCGGCUGCACUAUGCUACAGGUCAGUCGUAGUACACAAAAACUUCUCGCUCUGCCUCAGGAAGACAACUGUUCGAAAGUAUAGAGAUUCCUUGAAAACUGUCCCGAAAAAGUAUUCUGUUGCUGAUAAUCAAGAAGCCAACAAGAUUCUAGGAAAUGUUGGUACGCUCAGUCGAGGAGAUUCUCAAAGAGUUCUAUUUCGUCCAGCUAAUCACAUGAGUGCCGCAGGAUCUUCACAUUUUCAAGAUCACAAAAUGCAGCAGAUGAAAAGGAUCGCACAGUCCACGGCAAGUGACGAAGAUCAAAUCCAUUCAGCUGAUGAUGAGUCAGUAUCAUUUAUAGAUCUUCAGCAUAAUAAUCUUAAACACCCGGAGAAGAAAGGUAUAUUAAAAAAGCAUCCUUACGGAUGGAUGAUGGGAGCGAAUGCAAAGGAGUCAUGGAACGACGGGCCCCAUUCAGAUGGUAUGAUUUCUAGAAGUGAUUCAAAUGUUAACCAGUUGCUAAGUGCUGCAAGUAUGUCGGAAGUGGAACGAACACUGAAAAGUCUCAACGGUUACCAUGAUGACAUCAUUCAAGCUUUAAGAAAUGCCGCAACUCAUAGGAUUUCGUCAACCUCUUCUGGAAGUCAAACUAUAUUAAACGACGAUGUUUUAAGGAGGAGUCUUCAAGAAUGCAUAUCAUCAUCGUAUCCAAACUACAAGCGUUCAAAUAGUCAGGAGAAGAUCUGUGAGCCUCAGAUUGUUGUAGAAGCUGAAGAAGAAGAAGAUGAAGUACCUCCUUGCGGACCGAUACGUAUACGUAAUUUAGAAGACUUAAUACGACAACUGGAGCAUCACUCACGUCAUAUGAGUCCAAGUGGUUCAGAAGACAUACGCAUGUCAGAAACAGAAGCAGAUCGUCAUUAUCGUCAAGAAUCGUCAUCCGCAUGCAGUGAAAGCUCUCAUCAGUCACACAGAGAUAUUAGUGGCAAUAGUCGCUUUAUGUAUGGAAGUAGUAGGUACAAGCAAUCCGCAUCAAGACUUCCUUAUCCUCAUCCACAUCAUCAACCCGCCGAAGAAGAAAGUAUUUACGAAAGUGCAGAUCAUGAUCGAGGGGUGGCUCCAUGUGGAGAUACUCCUGAUAGUGAAAGCGACGACUUUAUUCAAACUCAACAGCAAUUGGCUCGUUGGGCAAGUGAAGAAAUGGUGAUGGUGGACAGAGGGCAAGCUGGUCCUAGCAGUACUCCACCUAGAGAAUACUUUCCUUCUCCUAGCAGCUCAGCCAGUGAAGAACCUUCCAGUAUAGCUCGUGCUCCUGCUCCAGUACCUACGAUCACUUCGUCUUCUCAUCCCCCAGAGCAUGCCACUAUUCACCGGCCAAAGAGUUACCGAGCUGACCUAUAUAAACGACAAAAUUUGCAGACGCUGUACCUGUAUCCUUGCAAUCUACUACAAAAUUUAAAAAAUGAAGACUGGAAUACUAAAUAUAAUUCUUCGCUUCUUUUCUGAACGACCGCGAAAUAGUGUGAAACAUCCUAAACAUGCACAGCGAAUAAAGAAACAAAGAGGUGAUCUCGGAGAGUAUUCAGUCCUUCAUCAUCUCCAGAUUGCUCUAGGGCAUUCUUAAGAGCAUUAGGAACAUCGAUGCAACGACGAGGUUCCAGACAACAAUCAAAAUCACUGACACAACCCUUGCCUUAAGAACCAAUACGUCGGGAUUUUAUUGCUAGCAGAGCAGCAAGUUCUUUAUAGAAAAGCAAAAUUGCUAGUUUUCUUUGAGGACAUGGUCGAUUCAAUGGAAAUAUCCUUGAUAUGGAGUUGGCGGAAACAACAACACGGGCAAUAUUGGAUAUCGUUAAUAAUAGAGAAAUUGUUAUAUUUAAGAAGCAGCUGUUGCGACACGUGCAACAGCAAUCACUGACACAACAGCAUCAGCAACAAGAACAGCAGUCGUACCAAUCAUUACCGUAUCACCAACAGUUGUAACAACAGUAGAGGUGCAUAACCCUCAAUUAUGAUGAGGCUCAAUCUUAAUCCAUUUUUCGCCAA